Molecule: messenger RNA, 1455 nt
Organism: Ceratotherium simum simum (southern white rhinoceros)
Lineage: Eukaryota; Metazoa; Chordata; Mammalia; Perissodactyla; Rhinocerotidae
Source: RefSeq, a predicted model, not a curated record
CUGAAAUCAGCAAAGCAAUAAUCAAAAAGCAGAGCUGUUUGAGGAAUGCAACAAUAAAGCAGAUACAAGAAAUUUCACAGUGGGAUAUCAGGUCUUUAGUGUGAAGAUACAUCUAUACUAAACCAGGAAUCAUUGGCAGUGACAUUUGGGCACGAAAACUUGGAAGAUUAAACAAUUGUGAAGGUUGAUCAUGGAAAUCAAAGAGGAAGGAACAUCAGAAGAAGGCCAGCACUUUCUUCCCACACCCCAGGCAAAUGAUACUGGGGACUUUCAGUUCACGAGUAUUCAGAAGACUCCAAAUGAACCACAGUUGGAAUUCAUCCUUGCAUGCAAGGAUCUUGUGGCUCCUGUCCGUGAUCGGAAGCUGAAUACGCUGGUGCAGAUCUCAGUAAUCCACCCAGCAGAGCAGAGUCUGACAAGAUACUCGAGCACGGAAAUUGUGGAGGGAACAAGAGACCCACUGUUUUUGACUGGUGUCACAUUCCCAUCUGAGUAUCCCAUCUAUGAGGAGACCAAAAUAAAACUAACCGUCUAUGAUGUCAAGGAUAAGUCUCAUGACACUGUUCGAACCAGUGUCCUACCUGAACAUAAGGAUCCCCUGCCAGAGGUUGGGCGAAGCUUCCUGGGCUAUGCCAGUUUUAAAGUGGGGGAGCUACUGAAAUCAAAGGAGCAGCUGCUAGCCCUGAGCCUGAGAACUUCAGAUGGUGGUAAAGUUGUUGGCACCAUAGAAGUCAGUGUCGUGAAGAUGGGGGAGAUUGAGGAUGGGGAAGCCGACCACAUCACGACAGAUGUGAAGGGACAAAAGUGUGCACUGGUAUGUGAAUGUACAGCCCCAGAAAUCGUGAGCGGGAAAGAUAGCUUACCUUUUUUGAAUGCAGUGUUAAAGAACCCAGUGUGUAAAUUAUAUAGAUUUCCCACAUCUGACAAUAAGUGGAUGCGAGUCCGGGAGCAGAUGUCAGAGACCAUACUUUCAUUUCAUAUUCCUAAGGAAUUGGUCUCUCUUCACAUAAAAGAAGAUUUGUGUAGAAACCAGGAGCUAGAAGAACUUGGUGAGCUUUCUCCACACUGGGACAAUCUACGGAAAAAUGUGCUUGCUCACUGUGAUCGAAUGGUGAAAAUGUACCAAGAAAUUCUGAAAGAACUUGGCAAGGAAACAGGGUCCUCUUUCAAAUCAAGCAGCAACAAAGGAGAGAGAACAUUGGAAUUUGUUCCAGUAAAUCUGCAUCUGCAAAGAAUGCACGUACACAGCCCUCACUUGAAAGAUGCUCUCUACGAUGUCAUCACUGUGGGAGCCCCAGCUGCCCAUUUUCAGGGAUUUAAGAAUGGUGGUCUUCGGAAACUGCUCCAUAGAUUUGAAACGGAAAGGAGAAAGUAAGUGAUGACAGGAUGCAUUAAUGAUAUUAUCUUCCCUUUGGGGAAGUUUGUAUACGAGGUUAGCAUAAAGAAGCUUGAUCU